This is a messenger RNA of Loa loa (African eye worm), 552 nucleotides long. Its product is annotated as oocyte zinc finger protein XlCOF6. The coding region runs from base 61 to 552 and encodes 163 amino acids. The record is from RefSeq and is a predicted model, not a curated record. Gene Ontology annotation, biological process: regulation of transcription by RNA polymerase II. Gene Ontology annotation, molecular function: RNA polymerase II cis-regulatory region sequence-specific DNA binding; DNA-binding transcription factor activity, RNA polymerase II-specific. Gene Ontology annotation, cellular component: transcription regulator complex; PcG protein complex. The transcript has a single exon. Lineage: Eukaryota; Metazoa; Nematoda; Chromadorea; Rhabditida; Onchocercidae.
GUAGAGAACAAACAAGUACAGGAAUAAAUCAAAAGAAAAUCUGGCUUAAGAGGUAUCAAAAUGAAACGUCCAACAUCCAAACAAUCAAAAGGAAAGAGUCCAAAGGAAACAAAGGUAACAUCAAAAGAAAACAACAAGAGCGUACGACUCACACAGGUGAAAAGCGGUUCAAAUGCGACAUGCACGACGGGCUUCGUUAAGUCAUCGGCUCUGCAUAGACAUGUGAUGAUUCAUACCGGUAUUAACCCAUUCUCUUGUCUGAAAUGCAAGAAGAGUUUCAACCAGAGAGGGAACCUGCGUACACAUAUGAAGAUUUACGCUGGUGAGAGGCCGUUCUCUUGUUCGAGAUGUGGGAAGAAGUUUACCGAUCAAUCGGGUCGGGUUAGAUAUAUGAUGACUCAUACUGGUGAAAAACCGCACGCUUGUUCGGGAUGCAAUAGAAGUUUCACCCAUUUAGGAAAUCUGCGUAGACAAAUGAGGAUUCAUGACAAUGAUAGGCCCAGAUUCAACUGCACGUAUGCGGUAAAAUUUUCCUGUCGUAAUGCAAUUUGA